AUGUUCGCCGGUCACAUUUACCGGAUCAUAAAAAUCCGGAAGCCCGACUUUCGGUUCCCGUAUCCAGCUCUGUGUCUGUGGACGAUCAUCUGCGGCGGUUUAUUAUGGAUGAUGUCCAUAUUCUAUUUUUUCGUUCACGAGUACAGCAUUUGGGCAAGCGUCUUAUACGCUCUCGUGUUUCGUCUGAUUUACUCGGCCGUGAUUUCGGCAUUUAUUGUUAUUUCCGCUAUAAACACUUGUUUCACAGGAUCUUGGUCAUUGAUACUCACGCCAUUGGGUAGACUCACAUACGGAGUGUAUUUGGGAGGGUUGUCGAUGCAAUUGUAUCAUGUGGCUUCCGCGCGCACUCAGAUAUAUUUCAAUCAAUUAAUACUUUCAUGGAUUGUAAUUGGUGAUUCAAUAUAUGGAUUUGUCAUUGCGUUCAUCUUGUACCUGUUGAUUGAAAGUCCAUUUGAAAAUCUACUGAAACUAUUGGUCAACAAAAUAAAAGGAGGAAAACCUAAGACUGAAGAAAGAAUACCGAAGGCUGUUGAAAUGUUACCACAUACAAUGGAAAGACAUAGUUAAUAUCAAUUUUUAAUAGAUAUACUAGGUCACUAGAAUAUAAAGAAAAAAAUACUUAAAAUUAAG
This is a messenger RNA of Rhopalosiphum maidis (corn leaf aphid), 630 nucleotides long. RefSeq lists its product as uncharacterized. NCBI's taxonomy places the organism in Eukaryota, Metazoa, Arthropoda, Insecta, Hemiptera, Aphididae. The record is from RefSeq and is a predicted model, not a curated record. The transcript is spliced from 4 exons. Bases 1 to 567 code for a protein of 188 amino acids.